Messenger RNA from Didymodactylos carnosus, 252 nucleotides. Lineage: Eukaryota; Metazoa; Rotifera; Eurotatoria; Philodinida; Philodinidae. The record is from the annotation of a GenBank genome assembly.
AUGUUAGUGUUAGGGCAACAUCUCAAAGGAAGUCGGAUCCCGUGUGAUAUACCCAACACAGUUAUCGUUGACUUGGAUUUUUGGAAAGAUAAACAAAAUGAACAAACAGCGAUGGAUUGGUAUGAGUUGUAUAUUAAAUUUUUGUCCGCACUUAAAUCUAAAUUGACAAAAUAUAUUACUAGAGAUAAAUAUAAAUCGGCUUUACCCCAAUAUAUCUUGGGAAAACUAAAAUAUAUUCGAAAAGUUUGUUAG